Messenger RNA from Hemisphaericaspora subhashii, 627 nucleotides. Its product is annotated as 5-formyltetrahydrofolate cyclo-ligase. NCBI's taxonomy places the organism in Eukaryota, Fungi, Ascomycota, Pichiomycetes, Serinales, Debaryomycetaceae. Gene Ontology annotation, cellular component: mitochondrion. The record is from RefSeq and is a predicted model, not a curated record. Gene Ontology annotation, biological process: tetrahydrofolate interconversion; folic acid-containing compound biosynthetic process. Gene Ontology annotation, molecular function: 5-formyltetrahydrofolate cyclo-ligase activity. The transcript has a single exon. The coding region runs from base 1 to 627 and encodes 208 amino acids.
AUGACUUCUGUAUCCUUAAAGGAAGCCAAGAACCAAUUAAGAAAACAGAUAAAGCGUACUUUAAAAGGAAUAUCUCGAGAAUCGUUAAUAAUUCAAUCUCAUGACAUUCACCAAAAAUUAUUACAAUUAGAUCGUUUUCAACAAUGCAAAAAGAUUGCAAUAUUUAUGAACAUGCCAGACUCGGAGGUGAAGACAAUGGAUAUAAUCAAAUCAUGUUAUCAACAUGGGAAAGAUGUGUAUUUGCCUCGAUGUAAUCCAUUUGAAGUUGAAGGUAGAAAGAAGAAUUUUUUGUCAAUGUUACAAGUACCUACAUUUAAUGAUGUUCUUAAUCUUCAGCCUCAAGGGAAAUAUCAAUUGUUAGAACCGAUACUGGGUAUUGAUGCUAUUGAACAAGGUGAUUUAGACGUGAUUAUAAUGCCCGGGGUGGCAUUCACAAAGACAAAAAAGAGAAUUGGUCAUGGAGCAGGAUUCUAUGACGAAUUUUUAAAUUAUUACUUUAAGAAGUUUCAAAGGAAACCUUAUUUGAUUGGAAUUGCAUUACAAGAACAACUUGUGGAUGAUAUACCUACCGAAGAACACGAUUUCCCUUUGGAUAAACUAAUUGUAGCAAACCAUGAUGUCUAUUAA